Anisakis simplex (herring worm) is the source of this 294-nucleotide messenger RNA. Lineage: Eukaryota; Metazoa; Nematoda; Chromadorea; Rhabditida; Anisakidae. The record is from the annotation of a GenBank genome assembly.
AUGUAUCUACAAGAGUGGAAGAAAGAAGGACGUGGUACUGGACCGGGACACCAGGUUGAAGAAUUUCGGGAGGCGCGCGCGGGAAGGGGUACCGAGUCAUCCGGAGACGAGGAUGGUGGGCGACGACUUGCAGUUUGGGAGCCGCGGAAAAGUGUACUGCAGCAAUUUGCUGCAGGUCUUGGGGGUAUUAUCAUUUAUGCCCCACUAUUUGGAGUUGGUUCGGUGGGUCAAAGAGGAGUGGCCGUUAACAAUCGAACGAUUGCCACCCGAAUUGGGUGGCCAUUCAUUGUGUAA